CGAUUUCAGCUCCAGCCAGAUCCGGCGUCAGCGGAGGCGGAACGGCGGACCCCGUGCCCUGGCAGCUUCGGAGCAUCGGCGGGUGGAGGCAAGGUCCCUGGACUGGUCACAUACCCCUUGUGGCCCUGGCAGAAUCAAGAUGAGGCCCUAUCAUGCCUCCCCAGUGAGGCCUACAGUCUGAGCAGACAGCAUGGCCUGCCACUGGCAGUGAACACCAUGUCUGCAGGAGGUGGCCGGGCCUUUGUUUGGCAGGUGUUCCCCCCUAUGCCCACUUGCCGGGUCUAUGGCACAGUGGCACACCAAGAUGGGCACCUGCUGGUGUUGGGGGGUUGUGGCCAGGCUGGACUGCCCCUGGACACUGCUGAGACACUGGACAUGGCCUCGCACACAUGGCUGGCACUGGCACCCCUGCCCACUGCCCGGGCUGGCGCAGCUGCGGUGGUUCUGGGCAAGCAGGUGCUAGUGGUGGGUGGUGUGGAUGAGGUCCAGAGCCCGGUAGCUGCUGUGGAGGCCUUCCUGAUGGAUGAGGGCCGCUGGGAGCGUCGAGCCACCCUCCCUCAAGCAGCCAUGGGGGUUGCAACUGUCGAGAGAGAUGGUAUGGUGUAUGCUCUGGGGGGAAUGGGCCCUGACACGGCCCCCCAGGCCCAGGUACGUGUGUAUGAGCCCCGUCGGGAUUGCUGGCUUUCGCUACCCUCCAUGCCCACACCCUGCUAUGGGGCCUCCACCUUCCUGCACGGGAACAAGAUCUAUGUCCUGGGGGGCCGCCAGGGCAAGCUCCCUGUGACUGCUUUUGAAGCCUUUGAUCUGGAGACCCGUACCUGGACCCGGCAUCCAAGCCUACCCAGCCGUCGGGCCUUUGCUGGAUGUGCCAUGGCUGAAGGCAGUGUCUUUAGCCUGGGUGGCCUGCAGCAGCCUGGGCCCCAUAACUUCUACUCUCGCCCACACUUUGUCAACACUGUGGAGAUGUUUGACCUGGAGCAUGGAUCCUGGACCAAGCUGCCCCGCAGCCUGCGCAUGAGGGAUAAGAGGGCAGACUUUGUGGUUGGCUCCCUUGGGGGGCACAUUGUGGCCAUUGGGGGCCUUGGAAACCAGCCAUGUCCUCUGGGCUCUGUGGAGAGCUUUAGCCUUGUACGACGGCGCUGGGAGGCAUUGCCUGCCAUGCCCACUGCCCGCUGUUCCUGCUCUAGUCUGCAGGCUGGGCCCCGGUUGUUUGUUAUUGGGGGUGUGGCCCAGGGCCCCAGUCAAGCCGUGGAGGCACUGUGUCUACAUGAUGGGGUCUGAAGGCCUGGUGAGAUCUGUCCACUGGAGCAGCUCAGUGCCAGAGGCAGCUAUUUCUAUGGCUCCUUUUGCUGCUGAGGACACUCACUGUGGCUCUGUGGGAUGAGAAAGGCAUGGGGAUGAGGACUUGAGACACUGGCUUGGGGCCUUGGGUUAGGGGAACCUUCGUCUUUAGUGCAGGCCACACAUAUGCUUACACCUACCUUUAUCAUCAUUCGUUCAUGAACCAUGCCUAGCUCCAUCCUUGCCCUGGGACCUACUAGGCCUUCCAUCCAACUGGGAAAUGGGGAGAAGGAAAGCUGGCGUCAUGCUCUUCAGGAUUAGUUCCUAUCUGGAGUUGACCAGGCCCACCCCAGUUGCCAUUCCUGAAAAAUGCCAGGUGCCAGCCUGCCUUUAGGGUCCCGGUAGACCCAGGAGAGUUCAGAGAGGGUGGGGGACACAGAGAGUAGAAAGGAUGUGGGAACUGCCAGAGGGCCAGAGCCCAGGAGUUCAAGCAGAGGAGUGCUGGCUUUGGGCCCUUUACACUGCUGGUUGUAUGACCUUGAGCAAGUCACUUCACCUCUCUGUGCCUCAGCAUCCUCAUCUAUAAAUGGGGAUCUCUGAAACCUUCUUACCCUACCUACCUCACAGGGCUGUUGUGAGGACCCAGGGAGUUUGGAUGUGGAAGUAAAAGUGCUGCUAAAACCUA
This is a messenger RNA of Sapajus apella (tufted capuchin), 1966 nucleotides long. It is a transcript of the gene KLHDC8B, whose product is annotated as kelch domain containing 8B. The record is from RefSeq and is a predicted model, not a curated record. The transcript has 6 exons. NCBI's taxonomy places the organism in Eukaryota, Metazoa, Chordata, Mammalia, Primates, Cebidae. Gene Ontology annotation, molecular function: protein binding. The coding region runs from base 217 to 1281 and encodes 354 amino acids.